UGUUGGUCAGAUAUCCAACUCUCCGCUGACGUUGUUGCACAAAUGAGGCCACAGGGCCAGGCCAAGCCUUUCAUGGAAUGGAAGUGAAGUUGCACUGGAUUUCAGCCUAACAGCCCGACACACCUUGUGCCAAACGGCACUAAUCCACAACGUGCAACCUCCUCGGAUUCCUACCUAAUUCCCAGGAAAGAUCGAUCACCGCAGUUCACGACAUCGCCAUGAUGAGCGGCGCAAUCGAGUCAAAGCCGCUGCCGCGCUACUUCAAAAAUGAUAUGGAACCAUCCAGACGGGAUCCUUACAAACAACUGACAGCUUCGCUGACGCGGUUGGUCAACGAUUAUCCUCCUGACCAGAUCCCGCCUGGAGGUGGUCUCUACUAUGGUCCAAUUUCCGUCUCCUAUCUUUUCUUCCGCCUCCAGCAACUGUACCCGGAAAUGACCAUCGGGGAGUAUGCUCUGGGCUCGUGGUUUGCGGCAUACAUUGAGCUCGCACAGAAGCACAUGAAGCAAUACCCCGGACCAAGCGCCAGCAAGUGUGGAGUGAGCGACGACAUCAUGUCUCUCCUCGCCCUCGGCGCUGCUUCUGCUAAAGACAAAGACAUGGCUAAGGAGCUAUGCAACUACGCUGCUAUUGCGACGGCCGAAGAUGCUUCCAACGAAUGGCUCUACGGACGUGCUGGCUACCUCUACUUGCUGCGCUUAGUGCGGGCUUCUUUCGAGGAUGAUAGGGAAACCAGAGACCUCAUUGAUGAUACGGCGGAUGAGGUCAUUGAUGCCAUAUUGGAUGCACCACGCCCGUGGAAAUGGCACGGCAAAACAUAUCUAGGUGCCGUUCACGGAUCUAUCGGCAUCAUCACGCAGAUCAUCCUCACCGAUCCCGUUAUGGCUCCGAAAUUGGAGCCAGAGCUGGGCGCUUUGUUGAGCUACCAGUAUGAGAGCGGCAACUGGCCAUCCUCUGUCCCACCGGGUAAGGAUCGCUUGGUGCAGUUCUGCCACGGUGCUCCCGGAGCCGUUGCGUCCCUUCAGUCUAUCAGACAAUACUUUCCAAAGCUGCAAGACCGCAUCGACAAAGCGAUCAAGCGCGGCCAAGCAUGUAUCCUCGAGCGCGGACUCCUGACCAAGGAAUCUUGCCUGUGCCACGGCAUUUCGGGCAACGCUCUGGCGCUUGAGGACCCGCACUUUGAGCACUUCCUUACUUUCACCACGGGCCACGAAAUGAAGGCCAUGCUUAAGGACGGCAUGUUGGAAAAGUCAGACGAUCCGUCUGCAUUGUGGUGCGGAGAGGCUGGUCGUGCGUGGACUUGGGCGGUGGCGGACAAACAACUUGACAGAAGAUUUUUGGGCUACAACGAUAUCUAGCCGCGGAGGCUGGUGAACCUGAUGACUUGAUGCCGGUUACGACUGCACGAAUGGUUACUGAUCCGAGUCCUGCAAAGGCCGUUCUCUUCCCGCUUUGAACCACAUGUGCGUCUGAAACAUGCAAGAUCUGGGAGGGCUCGAAGGUGUGGUUUUCUCUUUCUGCUGCGGACUUCUUCCUUCUUACAUAGCCACUGCUCUGGUACAAUAGCUAGGAAUGCUAAUACCACUACAUUUCGACCACGACCAUAGCCGCGUAGUUCCGGGAUCAACAUGGAAGUACCAGAUAGUGAUGAUCUUGGCUUGCCAAUAUCCGUGAUCGAUCUAGUGUGACACAACGUGUCUCUUGUUACC
Aplosporella prunicola CBS 121167 is the source of this 1709-nucleotide messenger RNA. RefSeq lists its product as uncharacterized. The transcript is spliced from 2 exons. Gene Ontology annotation, biological process: peptide modification; carbohydrate metabolic process. The coding region runs from base 219 to 1358 and encodes 379 amino acids. The record is from RefSeq and is a predicted model, not a curated record. Lineage: Eukaryota; Fungi; Ascomycota; Dothideomycetes; Botryosphaeriales; Aplosporellaceae. Gene Ontology annotation, cellular component: plasma membrane.